AUGACAGCACUGGCACUCGCCGGAACGCAUCUACCUGUCACUGCUUCUGACACCAAGUCGUCCCAAAACAACCAAGUCGCGACUGAAGUCUCAUCUGCUUCCAACAACGCUGAUGUUGAUGUGACCUCCUCGAAUCACCGCCAACUCCUCCUCGGCCUGCUCACCCCUGUCGUCUCCACCGUGACCGGUAUUCUCCUCCCAACAACGGCACCACCGACCCCGGCUCCAACCCCAGCACCAACUCCUGCUCCAACCCCUGCACCCCCGAAACAAUUCAAAAAGGUGACAUCGCUGCACGCCCGUGUCCAGGGUGACAUGCCCCAAUGGAACUCCGAUAAGCAGCGCUUUGUGUCGAAGUACUACUCCACAUUCGACGAGAAGUACCGCGCCGUUCUCGACACUGUCAACAUGGCUGCGGUCGAAGGUGCUCUCAAGUACGUGCAGGCUGAAUGUAUCAACGCCUCUGUCGUGACCAGCUGCAAACGCAAAAAUAACAUCCAGUACAUCGUUUUCUACCAGACGACAGUCGUUCAACCCGCUGCUGCAAUGCAACACUAUGCCAAUGCCGCGGAUGAGCACAAUUACGCUGUCGAACGCUGUCCAUUCAUGCCCAUGGACGGUGGUCAAUGUAACCCGAAUGCUGAUGGUUCGUUCCCGGAUGUCUGUAACCAGUACACCGGAGAGAAUGGCCAACCCAAGUUAGGCUUCUGUGUGGGUGGAUCGCUGCAGGAUAACGCCGUGAUCGCUCCGUAUCCGAACAAUUACUGGUUCUCCUUCCCCAAUAGCUGUCCGCAAACUCGUUGGAGCAGCAAAUCGGACACUUGUCGUGCCCAAAAAUCGGGUGGAAUGUGUCCUCUUGGGGUGGAACCCGACGGUGAGACUUGUACGUUCUCGUACGAGGUGCUGGGUUACAUCGCGCUGGACGAUGUCGUAGGCAUCACGUCGAUGGUUAACCCUCAAACGAGCAAUUACUACGCUAACUACGCCGAGUUCUGUGAGGCUGGCGGUGUAGAGUUCAGCGUCACGGUGUCUAGUUAUGGGGUCACAUGGAACGAAGGCCUUGAUUUCUGGGCUAACCCAGGCGAUAGUACUGCCAAUGCUGAACGCGCAGAGAAGGUUGUAACUGCGUACAGUGACCUUGUCCAGAGGAACCCAGCAACAAGUGACGGUGGGGUGAUGAAGCCGUUGCCUUCGGUGGCUUCGCUUACUUCCAUUAAUCCACCAUGCUAUGAGAACAGUGAAGUUUGCGCUAAUGCAGAGUUCGGGUGCAAACGGUCGUUCCGCUCACAAAUCUGCAAGAUUUGUACGUCGAACGAGGCGGGCUGUGUCAAGCCGUACUAA
Molecule: messenger RNA, 1341 nt
Organism: Phytophthora nicotianae INRA-310
Lineage: Eukaryota; Oomycota; Peronosporomycetes; Peronosporales; Peronosporaceae
Exons: 1
Coding region: 1-1341 (446 amino acids)
Source: RefSeq, a predicted model, not a curated record